GUCAUCACAAACAACGACGAUAGACGCUUGUCGGACAUUUUCUACUAGCAGACCUACGAUUACUUAUCUAGCCAUGCUAGGUAGUACUCAGGCUUUGAGGAACAUCCGUUUCUCCGCUUCGCAUGUCGAUAUGUCGGAACGCAGGCUGGUCGGUCUCAAAGGCGCAGAGAUCGUCAUCGAGGAGCUCAAGUCCCGGAAAACCGUCACCCGUCUUCUCCUGGGCCAGAACCUGCUAGGCGAUAAAGGAACCGAGCAUCUCUUUGAUUUCCUCUCGUCUCCAGAUGGCCAACGGUUUGAGAUUGCCGACAUUUCUUUGAAUGUUAACAAGAUUGGGGAUAUAGGAUUGAGGGCCAUAGCACGAUACCUGGCGGAUGACAACACAGGAGGAUGUGCUGUCAGAGAGCUAUUCUUGCAAGGGAAUUCAUUCACCUCUGACCCUGAGACAGUUUCCACGUUCGUCUCCGCCCUGAACAAAUCCCACGUUACAACACUGAACAUUACAACCAACAAUACCCUCUCGGACCCCUUCCUCUCCGAAUUCCUUCCAAACCUCCAUUCAGCCACUCUUCAAACCCUUCAACUCUCCGCCAUCGGUCUCACAUCUCUCUCAUGCGACACUAUCGUCUCAUUUCUUACCUCAUGCUCUUCCUCUUCAUACGAUAAUUCGGGUGAUGGCCUAGACAGCAAGCCGACAGGGCGGGCCUGCCCGGUUCUUCAAUACCUGUCGCUGAACGCAAAUUAUCUCGGCUUCAAAGCGAUAAAGAAGAUCGUGCGGACCAUCGUGAGGGAAAACUUCACGGUCUCGAAUCUGGAGCUGUAUUCGAACUGUUUUGUGGAUGUCGAUGAGCCAUUGAUAUCCCAAAUUUGGGCUUGGGUGGCAAUGCUCCCAAAUCAACCUCCGGCUUUGGCUACCCCUACUCCUGUAGUUCCACCAGCGCCCGAUACACCUGUACCCUCUCAAGCAUCAACAUCCUCUGGUACCACAUUGAUGCCGCCCGACACUGUUCAUUCUAACAGUUUCGAAACCGCGCCAGAAGAUACCACCGAUGAGGAAGAAACCGAGGAAGAAGAUCCGGAUGACGAGAGGACGACUACGAGUAAAUGGCAGGAAUGCAUGACCGAAUUGAAGACGGCCUUGACCAGAAAUUCACUACUGGCGACGCGCGUGCACGAGGAGUCGUUGAGACUAUUGAGAGCGUCGAGACCGGUGUUACUUCGCGGAUCUCCAUCAUCUGCGUCCUCCGCACCUUCACCACUCGCCACCUCAGCUCCGCCUUCGCCUUCACCAGUAGCGAGCACUUCGACGACAUCGCCCACCCACACCCGAACACCGUCUCUCCCAAUCGAACUGAUCCUUGAUAUCCUCACUCUCCAUGCCGGACCAACCCUCUCACCCUCCCAGCGCAGGCGUAUAUUCCGCUAUGCCGAAGAUCCAAUGACCCUCCCUCCCGACCCUCGAAUCCUACCGCGCUUACCGAAAGUUUUGAAUCCGCCUAAGCUGAAGGCACCCUACGGUCCAUACGGUACACCGACGAGAACAGGAAGUCUUUCGGGAAAGUAUUCUGUGACGAUGCCGCAGGCGAAGCGGAAGAUGUCAGACUCUAUGCUGGUGGAGAUAGAGGGGAUGGAGGGGCCGAUGACAGCGAGGGCCCGGAAGAGGGCAGAGUGGUAUAAGGAAGUCGGAUGCGUUUGCUAUGAGCGUCACUAGGAACUUGGGAGAGAAGGAAGUGUUCGGAGCGGGAUGGUCUUUGUGCAGUGGCAUCACCAAAUGUGUCUCGAUGUGUUUAGGUGGACUUUCUUAAGUUACCUCGUACUGACAUUUCUCUGCCUCGUCUCAGAUAGUUAGGGUACAUGGGUGGUGACCUUAGUGGUUCAUCACCGUAUUUGACCUG
Molecule: messenger RNA, 1892 nt
Organism: Stereum hirsutum FP-91666 SS1
Lineage: Eukaryota; Fungi; Basidiomycota; Agaricomycetes; Russulales; Stereaceae
Exons: 3
Coding region: 74-1708 (544 amino acids)
Biological process (GO): nucleocytoplasmic transport; activation of GTPase activity
Cellular component (GO): perinuclear region of cytoplasm; cytosol; nucleus
Molecular function (GO): small GTPase binding; GTPase activator activity
Source: RefSeq, a predicted model, not a curated record